GUGCAGCCGCGCUCCCGCGGGUUCAUUCAUAACGAGGAGGCGCGACCGACGGGGCGGCCCCGGGGGGAGCCCGGGGGCUCCGCGGUGAGGACAGGUCUCCCCGGGUGAUGAAGAGGAGCGGGAUGCACUGGUGGCUUGUCACCGUCCUGGGGGUGCUGAGCAGAGCCGCCCAGGGGGCCGGGAGCUGCAGUGCCCCGGAGCAGGGGACAGCGGGAUGCCCGCCCGGAGAGGAGCCCAGCGGGGAUCCAGCGGGGACGUGCCGAGCUUGUCCCCCCGGCACCUUCUCGCUGGGCGACGCGUCCUGCGCCGCUCACACCCAGUGCCGGGCCGGGAACAGGGUCCUGGUGGCAGCGGGGACAGCGGCGAGCGACAGCCGGUGCGGAGCCUGCCUGCCGGGGUUUCACAGCCCUGGAGGGGAGAGGGAGCCCCGGGGCCGGUGCCUGCCCUGCGCCGCUGCUCCCCGCAGCACCCCGGGGUGCCCAGGCCGGCGGAGAGCCCGCAGCCCCGAAAUGCCGGGCCGGACACCAGGAAGCAAUGGGACAAGGGUGACCCUGCUGGGUGAGGAAGAGGAGGAGGCAGCGGCAGCACAGGCAGCCGUGCUGACCAUCGUCCCGGUCUUCUGUGCCAUGGGAUUGCUGGGAAUCCUGGUCUGCAACCUGCUGAAGAAGAGGGGUUAUCACUGCACCGCCAGCAAGGAGCCCCAGCCAGGCGGCACCGGUCCCAGCUCCAUCUACCAGCUGGAGGAUGCCAACGAGGACACCAUUGGCGUGCUGGUGCGGCUGAUAACCGAGAAGAAAGAAAACGCAGCGGCGCUGGAGGAGCUGCUGAAAGAGCAUCAGAGGCAACAGCUGAUGCCACCGAGCUGUGCCCCCCUCAAUAAGCUGCACCUCCUGCCUCAGUUUCCCCCCGCCUGCCACCACCAGCAGCACCUGCACACGGUGCAGGGACCGGCCCCGUGCGCCCGCUGCGGCCAGAAGUGGCCCGAGGUGCUGCCAUCGCUCAGUGCCACCAAAGCCCCCAGACCCGGCGCUCAUCCCAGCGAGGUGACCAUCCUCUCCAUCGGCAGGUUUCGGGUGUCCCGGAUCCCUGAGAUGAGGAGCGAGGCGGCGGGGGAGCCCCUCCGUGGUCCCCUCCCCGCCAGCAGCGGGAUGUGACCCCUGAGAUGGAACAGCACCCACGAGCAGGCACCUGGCCUGGGGGCUGCCUCAGGGGUCAGUGACAGCCACAAAGACCCCGUGGAGGGGAUGGAGGACACUGGGCACUGUGUGAAAGCCAGUCCCGCUCAGAGCUGCAGAGUGCUGGAGGUGGCAGCUCAGCUUCUGCCCCUGCCACCAAGGUGUCCGACAGCAGCACAGCAAACGCAGCGUCUCUCUCGGCUGGUGAGAAGGAUUCUCUGUCCCUGAGGCCUGAUGGUGGCCACAGUGUGGUGGCCUCACAGACAGUAACUCCAGGAGCUGCGAUGCCGGUGGUGGUGGCUGCAGGAAUAAUCAUCUCUGGGAACCAUGCUGCCACAACACAGCUCCGCGGGGAGCACAGAGGACACUGAGUGCCAUUUCAUGGUCACCUUCUGGGUCUGUUGAACUCUCCAGGACCAUCAUGAACUCCUGAUUUCCCUCCAUCACCUGGUGCCAGCGCUCAGCAUCACACAGUAAUGAAUCACUGGAUCACGGAAUGACUCCCCCCUUCCCAACAACCCAGCUGGGGCAGGGAUUGCUCCGAGCAAAGCUGGUCUCCUGUACCCACCCCUCCAUCCUCUCUCCCAAGUCUCAGGUUCAGGAGCACAUGGUGGUGAUGCUCACCAUGAAGAUCACACAUUUCACUUUCCACAGGAAUUGCUUCUAUGGGAUCACACUGGCCUGGCCAUGGGAUAUCCCUGGGAUAACCCACCCAAGGCUGGGCUGGAGACCAUCAACCUCAACCAUCAACCCAAAAAAAGGGUUUGUGGCUGGUCCCAUUCACCUCUCCACGACAUCACUGUGCCAAAAAACCGACCACCAAACCCUCUCGGGCUCUUUUAUUUAUUUAUUUAAUUUUUUUUUUGGAAACAUUUUAAUAGUUAUCGAAUGUUCUACAUCUUACAGUAAAUAUCGUACAGUUACAAACUCUUGGCUGAAAUCUGUCAGGGAGAUCACGACCUGAUCCUCAGAACCAAAACCAGAACAGAAAACAAACGGGAAAAUAACCCCAAAUUUACACUUCAGAUGGACAAACUGAGGCUGUGGGGCUCUCCAGGGCAUCAGUCCAAGGCCAUGUUCCCUACACACCUGUGAGAUGUAGACUUGGAAGACGUGGUUACUCUUGGGUUUAAUUUGUUGUUGUUGUUGUUCUUUCAGGGAUUUUUUUUUUGGUAUUUAUUUUUAUUUAAGAGGUCCAAUAAUACUUAAAAACCA
Molecule: messenger RNA, 2390 nt
Organism: Hirundo rustica (Barn swallow)
Lineage: Eukaryota; Metazoa; Chordata; Aves; Passeriformes; Hirundinidae
Gene: RELT
Product: RELT TNF receptor
Exons: 11
Coding region: 108-1154 (348 amino acids)
Biological process (GO): apoptotic process
Source: RefSeq, a predicted model, not a curated record